Fonsecaea multimorphosa CBS 102226 is the source of this 1758-nucleotide messenger RNA. RefSeq lists its product as uncharacterized. Lineage: Eukaryota; Fungi; Ascomycota; Eurotiomycetes; Chaetothyriales; Herpotrichiellaceae. The transcript is spliced from 2 exons. Bases 1 to 1758 code for a protein of 585 amino acids. Gene Ontology annotation, molecular function: heme binding; oxidoreductase activity, acting on paired donors, with incorporation or reduction of molecular oxygen; iron ion binding. The record is from RefSeq and is a predicted model, not a curated record.
AUGGCGGAACUAUCAGCUCCUCUUGUCAUCGAAAAAGGUCCAGUUAUUGCCCCCUACUUGAUACUCAUUGUUGUCUGCAUCAUCUUUCUAUACACUGGGUACCGCAGGCUCCUUCCCAAGCCCAUCCCUGGCAUCCCAUACAAUAAGUCAGCGACCCGGUCCCUCUUUGGCGACAUACCUGAGAUGAUGAGCUACAUCGCCAAAACCGAGGAGGUCUGGCCGUGGGUUGCAGACCAAAUCAUGAAACACCAAUCGCCUAUUGUCCAAGUCUUUGCAAGACCCUUCGGCCGGCCUUGGGUCAUCUUAUCGGAUCACCGCGAAAGCUAUGACAUCCUCCUCCGACGGACAAAAGAAUUCGACCGAUCUGCUUUUACAGCCGAUGUCUUCACCGGGCUGGUGCCAGAGAUGCACAUCAAUUUUCAAUCCACCGAGGAGCGAUUCAAACUCCACCGGAAUCUCUUGAAAGAUCUCAUGACUCCUGCCUUUCUCCACGAGGUUGCUGGCCCUCAGAUAUACGGCAGCACCGAGACUUUCAUAAAGCUUUGGGACUUCAAGGCUCAAGUGGCACAGGGGCAUGCCUUUGAGGCAGGUCAGGAUAUCUACAACGUGGCGCUUGAUGUCAUCUUCGCGACAACAUUUGGACUGCAAAUCAAGGAUAGCAACACGUCCGCGCAGUUGCAGCAGCUCUCGGCAGCCAAAAGUCUUGACCCUCCUCAGUCCCUCACUGACCCAAUAUCUUUCCCUGCGUUCCAUCGUCCGGCGGAUUUCGAAGCCAUUGCAACGCUCACAGAGUCUCUAGAAGUCUCCGUCAAAGCUCCUUUCCCUCGCUUCGCCCACUGGGUCAUACGCCAAUUCCCCUACAUGCGGAAAGCCAGAGCCUACAAGGAGAAGCUCUUCUCCGAUAUGGUGGUCGAGUCACUCAGGAAGCAAUCUUCUGGGAAUCAAGUCAAGAGAUCGGCUCUUGAUGACAUCUUACAACGGGAGACGGCUGCGGCAAAGAAAGAGGAUCGACAACCAGAGUAUCAUUCCCGCGCGAUUUAUGACGAGCUCUUUGGAUUCAUCAUUGGCGGUCACGACACGACGAGUACGACACUUAUGUGGACGUGCAAAUACUUGGCCAUUGCUCAAUCCGCCCAAACCACACUCCGCUCUCGCCUUCGAGCCGCCUACGCGACAGCGACAGCAGAACAACGUAACCCGACUUUGGAAGAAAUCAUUAAGGUUCAGAUUCCAUACCUCGACGCUACCAUUGAGGAGAUGUCUCGGACAGCACAGAUCUUCAACGGAUCCAUUCGUACAACCACCGUGGACACCACACUGCUAGGCUACAACAUCCCCAAGGGCACCGACGUAUUUCUCAUGCAGAACGGCCCAGGGUACCUGUACCCUCCUCUGCCUGUAGACGAUUCGAAGCGAAGCCCAUCCAGCUUGGCCGCCAAGACCCAAGUCGGACAAUGGACACCGGAUGAAGAAGAUAUGCAGACAUUCCGGCCCGAGCGCUGGCUCGUACAGGAUCCAGAAGGCGGUAAAGAGGUCUUUGACGCCCAGGCCGGACCCCAUCUCGCGUUCGGACUAGGUCCUCGGGCGUGCUACGGUCGGAGGUUAGCAUAUCUCCAGAUGCGCAUCAUCCUGGUCCUGAUGAUCUGGAACUUCGAAUUGCAGGCGACCCCGGCCGAGGUCAGCACCUGGGCGGGCUCGAACAAGUUGGCUCGGCAUCCGAGAAUGUGCUAUGUGAAGUUGGAGAAGGCGAAAUUUUAG